Asparagus officinalis (garden asparagus) is the source of this 805-nucleotide messenger RNA. RefSeq lists its product as uncharacterized. Lineage: Eukaryota; Viridiplantae; Streptophyta; Magnoliopsida; Asparagales; Asparagaceae. The transcript is spliced from 3 exons. The record is from RefSeq and is a predicted model, not a curated record. The coding region runs from base 21 to 707 and encodes 228 amino acids.
UAUCACAGGACGCUUUGACUAUGCCCCCGACUCUUCUGGCUAAAAGAGCUUAUACACCACCCCAGGGCUAUGAAAAUGUAGAGGGAAAUGACAAAAAGGUGGAGAAAAUUAAUGAAUUGAACGCGGCGCUGGAAGCUUCUCAAAACGAUGUCUUCACCCGUGUCACGCAGUCUCGAAGUACAGAGGACACUCCUGUAGAGCCUAACCGCAUGACCAGAGACGAGUGGAUGGAAGUUGUCGACGGAGCUUACGGUUUACACUCAAGAAAGAAAGGAAGAGUGCCUCUGUCAAGUACUAGAGUUAAGACACUCACCACCACCAAUAAGCCUAGCAGCCAAUCUGUGACAUCGACGCGACACGGUGACACGUCAUAUGUCGUGGGUAAGAUUGGAAAAUACUUGAUGAAGAAUGUUGAAAUUCCAUUGGCUUUAAGUUUUCUUCCCACUAUUAAGCACGAGUUAAGUGGUGCACAAACGACUUGGGAUGUCGUUCAGCGACUCAUCGAUUCUCAACCCGUAAAGGACUUGCUUCCGCAGUCUAUAUACGCGGAUAUUAUGGUGUUGGCAUUUGAUGAGCAUGCAGCUGCAAGUGGUGGAGAGGCUAGAGGAGGUACCGUCGUAGGAAGCAGCAGUACGAUACGGCAUUCUGAUGCAGCCGCCACCGAUGAUAGGGAUCACGACGAUAGGGACCACGACUAUGAUGAGUGAGUGAUGUGUUAGACUUUUUGGUAACUUUUGUGGACUUUUGGAUUGUGUUAAACAUAUUAUGACCUCCUGAUUAUGUAGACUUUUGGAUUGUGUUAAAC